AUGAUGGCCCCAUUCGUCCUUGCAGGUCUUCUUGCCCUAGCAGGAGCAUCCAACGCAUUACCAUCGUCCUCAUUGCCGUCGCAAUUAUCCUCGCCAUCUCCUUCCUCUCCCUCUUCAUCGGCUACGCCCCACCAUCGAGACGGGGCAUGUACCAACUUCGACCUAUCCAUAUCCGUAUCCGCCAACAACUCCAUCUACGAUAUCGCCCGAGUCAACAACGACAUCGAUGUAAUCGACUUUGUCUGGGACGUCGAGCGCUGGACGGCGCCCGAAAGCCGCAUUGACGCACUGUACCUUGUCGAGGAUACCUUCACUAUCAACGCACAGCUCUGUGUGCCCAAGAAUACGGGGAAGAUUCUGCAGAUCGCAUCCCACGGGUUUGGUUUUGAGAAGACGUACUGGGAUUGCGAGAUCCAGCCAUCUCAAUACUCCUACGUCGACGCAGCCCUAAAGGCCGGAUACUCAAUGCUAACAUAUGACCGCCUGGGCGUCGGCAAAUCCUCCAAGCCGGAUGGUCACAACGUGGUCCAGGGACCCGUGGAAGUCGAGAUCCUGAAGGAGAUUACGGUGCUCGCACGCGAGGGUAAACUGGCGCAGUUCAUUGCCAGCGAUGAGAAGCUUUUCGUGCCCGAUUUCGAGAAAAUCGUGCUUGUCGGCCACUCGAUGGGCUCGGCGUUCACGAUCGGUGCUCUGGCUGAGUAUGGGGAUAUUGCAGACGGUGCUGUUGCGACGGGGAUGAUCCCACAAGGGAAACUCGCACUGACGGGGCAGAGUGCUUAUGGGCUUGUGUAUGCUGCGAGCAAUGACCCUGUCCGGUUUGGGGACCGCGGAAGUGGAUAUCUGGUCCAGGGUGCGCAAACGGACGCGAACAAGCUUUUCUUCAAAAAGGGGUUCUUUGAGCCUGAGUUGCUUGCGUAUGGGACUGAGAUAAAGCAGACGGGCACGGUGGGUGAGUUUAUGAGUAUGGGUGCGACAUUAAUGAAGCCUGCUCCGGGCUAUACAGGGCCGAUUUUGUUUGCUCUGGCCGAGUUUGACCUUCCGGCCUGUGCUGGGGAUUGCACCGGCUCGUAUGAUUUGGGUGCGAUCAAGUCCGAGUCGUUUCCUGGCGCGUCUGACGUGAGUGUGCAUAUCCAGCCUGGGAGUGGGCACGGUUUGAAUAUGCACACGAAUGCGACUGGCCAUUUUGAGGCCAUCUUUUCCUACUUGAAGGGACAGGGUUUGUAG
Molecule: messenger RNA, 1224 nt
Organism: Aspergillus puulaauensis
Lineage: Eukaryota; Fungi; Ascomycota; Eurotiomycetes; Eurotiales; Aspergillaceae
Product: alpha/beta hydrolase
Exons: 3
Coding region: 1-1224 (407 amino acids)
Source: RefSeq, a predicted model, not a curated record